UUGCUUUCUUUUUCAACAAAGAAGGGAAGUGUCCGACAGACAAACAACAUUUCUGUGAGCAAAGUUUGCGCUUUCUGGUUUCUGCAGGCUGGUAGUAUAUAGUUGAGGUUGUACAGGUGCGUUUUGUAAACCCACAGACAGACUCUUUAUACGCACACAAAGGUUUGCUGAUACUUUUUGUUUUCCUCAAAGCGAAAGUGACUUGGACAGUAAGACAAUGGGAGUUGAUGGAUGUGCAAAAUGUAUCAAAUACGGACUGUUUAUCCUGAACUUCAUUCUCUGGAUUGCGGGUACGGGUGUCCUGGGUAUUGGACUUUGGCUGAGGUUGGAUCCCAAGACUAAGAGCUUGUUUGAAGGGGAGAACUCUCCCUAUAUCUUCUACACCGGUGUAUACAUUCUUAUCGCGGCUGGCGCUUUGAUGAUGGUCGUGGGAUUUUUGGGAUGUUGUGGGGCCAUCCAGGAGUCCCCGUGCAUGCUGGGAUUGUUUUUCUUCUUUCUGUUGGUCAUAUUUGCUGUCGAAGUGGCUGCUGGAAUUUGGGGCUUUUCUAACCAGACCAAGGUUAUUGAAGAUAUAACGGCUUUCUACAGGCAAACGUACAAAAACUACCAAGACACCAAACAGGAUGCUCUGAAAGAGACACUCCGUCUCAUUCAGCAUGGUCUGAACUGCUGUGGCCCAUCAGGACAAGACCAGGAGGCAAUUGAGGAGACCUGCCCCAAAAAAGAGGGGCUUGAUGUACUCAUUACCAAGACCUGCCCUGAUGCCAUUGACGAAGUCUUCAACUCCAAACUACAUAUUAUUGGAGGUGUUGGCAUUGGCAUUGGAGUGAUUAUGAUCUUUGGCAUGAUCUUCAGCAUGAUGCUGUGCUGUGCCAUCCGAAAAACCCGGGAGAUUGUGUGAGGGUGCCGUUGCCUGGGCAACUGCCUGUGUAUCGGUGUUGCAUGAUGUCUGUCCCAAAGCACUGUUUUGAACAUGACCUCAUCGGCUUAGAACCAGUUAGAUCACACCGACGAGCAAAACAUAUGUAUAUUUCUUCGAUUGAUGGGAAUUCACGCUCACAUGUCUGAGGCAGCUGUGUCGCUGGCCUCAACCGUGAGUUAAAAAGGAUCGGUUUAGCAUUUCAAAUCCAUUGAAUAAGGCCUUUAAGUAUUUUUUUAUUUUUUUAUUGUUCAAAAUAGAUUUUAAGGAUUAACCUUUGUUUGCUUUAUUGUACUUGCAGUAUUGCUGAACGUUUUCUAAAGUUUUGAUUUGUGUAUAGGGUUGAUUUGAUUUACCAACAUCGGUGCAUAUGGCUACAAUAAAGCCAAAUUCAACAUGAA
This is a messenger RNA of Triplophysa rosa, 1320 nucleotides long. RefSeq names its product CD9 molecule a (gene cd9a). The coding region runs from base 218 to 901 and encodes 227 amino acids. Gene Ontology annotation, cellular component: membrane. The transcript is spliced from 8 exons. The record is from RefSeq and is a predicted model, not a curated record. Lineage: Eukaryota; Metazoa; Chordata; Actinopteri; Cypriniformes; Nemacheilidae.